UACGAUUAUCGCGGUGGUACCAUUCUUGUGUUCCAGUGCCGUUGUUACUAUAGGCGUUGCAAAAGAACCACCAUAAUCGCCUUCAGUAGGGAUUUAGUCUGUGGUAGCAGCGCCAUAUGUGAAAACAGCGACGUUUUUGAAUUAUUUCUAUGUACUUUCUGUACUGUUGUGUGAAUUUUUAUUUUUUGAACCAAUAUAAAGAGGUAGUUUUAUUGUAUUGAGCGACAUUAUUGUGAUUCGAAAAUGGCAUUUUCGAUUUUGAGGAAAGGACUAAAUUUGGGGAAGAGCUUGCAAAAGUUUGUAGUUUUAAAAAAGGCUGCAGAAAAUAUUAAAGUUGAGUCGGUGAAAAGCGGCGUAACUACUCUAACUUGUACAGGAUGUUAUUGCUCGCUAACACCAAAACUGGCCAAUUUUGAGGUAGCAAAUCGUGGAUUUAGUAGCAAACGCGACGCCAAGCACCAUCAUGAAAGGAAGUACCAAUCCUCGUCGGAAUCUGAUAGUGAUCUGGAAGAAUGGCUUGGUAAAAGAGGCAACAGCGAUUUCUGGAGAAGAAAAAUUCGCACUUUACACUCUAUUCUAGACCUAAACAAAGACGGAGUCGUAUCUUUUGACGAUUUCAAAAUUUUAGCUGACAGAUUUGUAGAUUUGGGCCAUUUGAGCGAAAAGCAUACAAAGGAAUUCUAUCAAGUUAUCCAGGAUCUAUGGGAAAAACAAUUUGGUGAAAUUUCCCCUUACAACUUCGUCACAGUGGAAAAUUUUCUUGAUAACAUGCAUCAUGUGAUAAAUGACAAGAGACUUGUAAGACGUGCUCAUUCCUUUUUACCAUACUUAUUUAAGGCUGUGGACAAAGAUAAGUCUGGUGAAAUAACCGUAGAGGAAUUUAAACUAUUCUUCGACGUCUUGGGACUGAAAGAUGAAGACGCUGUAUUAGCUUUUCGUGCAAUUGAUUCUAAUGGCAAUGGGAAAAUUACCAGCAAAGAAUUUGUCAAACAUGGAAGAGACUUUUUCGUUACCGAAGACGAAGAUAGGAUUUCUAAGUAUUUCUGGGGACCACUAGUUGAGCACUAGGAGCUUUAAUUCGUUUCAUAAGAUUUGAUUUUUAUAGUUUUUUUUUUUUAUUAUAUUGCCCUAUAUUAAGCAAGUUUGUUUAUGUGUUAUAAAUAUAAACAAUAGUUUAUUCUGUUUUUAAAACUAUAGUUUGAAAGAUUCUAGUUUAUAAUUGGUGAAGAUUUUUUUAAAUCGGUUUUCUAUAGUUUAAGUUAUCUUGUGAUAAAAUUGCUAUACAAUUUUGUAAUAAAGGUUGAA
Molecule: messenger RNA, 1305 nt
Organism: Ceutorhynchus assimilis (cabbage seed weevil)
Lineage: Eukaryota; Metazoa; Arthropoda; Insecta; Coleoptera; Curculionidae
Source: the annotation of a GenBank genome assembly